CAAUUUCCAUUCGUCGAACGUCGCGUCGUAUCGGCAUCGAGUUCGCUUCAAUUCGCUGUUUCUGUUUGAUUCGAGUGAAUUAUUCAUUUUCUUUAAGAUUUUCUUAUAAAUAAAUACAAAAUGAAUGUGAUUUGUGAUUGAAUAUUGUAUUCAUAUCAAUUUCAAUGGUGUUUUGUCUUUUGUGUGUUGUGUUGCAUUGUUUAAUUUUUAAUUAAGGUGACACUAAUGUAAUUAACAGUAAUUUGAUUUACUCAACAGCUGUUGUACUUUUAAUCUUGAAAGCUUUUUCUUUUCUGUUAAGUUUUACAUAGUACGGUGCAGACAGAGAUAUAGGAUAAUCAAAUUAUUAAAAGUAGAGUGAAGUUUGAAAAUGGAUUCAAGUUUGGAGUCAGACGAUAGUACAGUGGAUCCGUCGUACAUUGAAUUAGAACAUUCAAUGAAACAAGAAAUCGAUUCGCAACAUUUUGAAGAUGCUAGCAGUUAUCAUUCAAAUUUACCAAAGGCGUUUUGUAAAAGUGAAGUCGGGUCUCCCUGUUCUUCUAUGCUGACUGCUGUGAGUUCGAAUGUUUUCGAAAAAAUGCCACUAAUUUUUAACGGAAACUAUUUUAAAGUUGUAAAACGGAUUGGCGAUACUGAUCAUCAAAAGAAAGCACGAGGCAUUUUAGCCCAGUGUAAUUUUUGUGCUACAACAAAAAUCAUAAAAGGUUCAUUGAAUAUAACAUCGAAUUUUAUUCAACAUCUUAAAAAACGUCAUCGCAUCAAAUACGAAGAAUAUCUUAAAGAAAAAAAUGAUAUUGGAAAAUCCCAACGACCAAUGGUUGUUGAUAGAACAUCUAAUUCAUUCAAUGAAAAAUCAACUAUUUCAGAAUUUGAUGAAAAUAUUUUGACAUUUGUCAUUGAAAAUACUUUGCCAUUGUCAAUUGUUGAAAGUCCAUCAUUUAUGGCCCUAUUUAGGGGAACAGGUUUAGUGACGUGUACUAAAAAACAAAUGAUGAAUAUGCUAGAUACAAAAUAUUAUGGAAUGAUGACAAGACUAAGCGAUACAUUGACAAGUGUGCCAUAUGUUUGCACCACAUUAAAUGUUUGGCUCUGCAAAAGGAAAUACAUUUUCGGAUACACCUGUCAUUGGAUAGAUGGCACUAAUUAUUCUAGAAAAUCAGCAGCUCUGAGGUUUCAGAGUUUCGGUGCAGAAGGUGCGUUCGAAAAUAUUCGGGACGCUCUACACCGCACCAACAGUGCUUUCGGUUUAGGAGAUGAUAAAAUUAUUAGCACCAUUACCGACAACGAUGAUAAUGUAGUAGAUGCUUUUAAAGAAUUCGGACUUCAAGAUUUUUAUGAAUUCAGCGAUGAAGAUGAACAAGAUCUAUGCGAAGAUGACAAAGCUAAGAUACUUCCAGAUUUAUCAAAUAUUUUCCAAAGAUAUCCACCGCACCAUAAGUGCGUCAUACAUGAUCUCUUUUCACUUGCAACAACAGACUUUAUUGAUCUAUUAAAAUUAAAUAGCAGUCUUCACCAAUUACAUCAAAUAUCCUUCAAAAGAUGCACUGAAAUUUGGAGCAAAUGCACAACACCUGAGAAAUCAGAAAUGGCUAAAACCUUCGUUCCAUUCUCAUUGAUUUUACCCACAUCAACCGAUUGGUAUUCGAUGUUUGAUUCCAUACGAUGUUUGUUAAACAACAAAGACAAACUUUACAAUUUAUGUUUCUUCCUAGAAACAUCAAAUUUUACAUAUGCCGAAAUUGAGUACUUAGAGGAAUAUUGUCGCCUGAUGGAACCAAUAGCUGAGGCAUUUAAAUUUCUUCAAAUCGAAUCUCAAAUGCUUUAUGGCUAUUUCCUGCCGACUUUGGUGACUAUCAAAGUAAAAUUUGAUAAACUAGAUUUGGGAUCUUUUAAGUACCUUACAGAGUUGGGUCUUCAAAUGGGUAAUAAAUUAUUUGAAAGAUUUCAAAAUUUCUUCGAAAUUCGAGAAGAGUGUAUUGAUGCUGUAGUUGCAUCGGUAUCGUGUCCAAUUAUCAAAUUGAAAUUUGUCAAAGCACUAAGUCAGAUUGCUCCAAAUGUCAGUGUUGAACAAAUUCAAUCGCACUUUAUUGACUAUGCCAAGGAGUUUCGAAGAGACGCAGAAACAGUAAAUCAACAAGAUUCGUUUCAGGGAUCUUCAACAGUUCAUAAUUUCUUCGAUUUUGGACAAUGUUCGAACGUGAGCGUUAAACAGGAAAUCGAUCCUCUUCUACAUAUUAGAAGGGAAUUCAAUCGGUACUUAUCCGACGAAGACAACAGCCUCAGUUCGUUAGAUCGAUAUCCGGUUGUUAAGAAUGUUUUUAUAAAAUACAACACUACAUUACCAUCUUAUGCAUCAGUUAGAAGACUUUUCGCCUAUUCGGGUGUUACUUCCAGUAGAAGGAAUUUAAAGAUGUCAAGUCGACAUUUUGAAAGACUUGUUAUAAUGAAAGCCAAUGAUGUUUGUUUCUAAUAAAAAGAUUAAUAUUUAGUA
Eupeodes corollae is the source of this 2491-nucleotide messenger RNA. RefSeq lists its product as uncharacterized. The record is from RefSeq and is a predicted model, not a curated record. Bases 371 to 2470 code for a protein of 699 amino acids. Gene Ontology annotation, molecular function: DNA binding. NCBI's taxonomy places the organism in Eukaryota, Metazoa, Arthropoda, Insecta, Diptera, Syrphidae. The transcript has 6 exons.